UCUCCAAGAUUUACCUUUUAUUUCUAAAAGUACUAUUGUCACAGUAUAAUCAAUUUGGAGAUGAGGUUUCUCUCUCUGCCAGUGACAAGGAAUACUGGUCAGAGAUUUUGGAAAAACAAUGUUUGUUCCAUAUGUAAGAGAUAUGCCUCCAACCAAACAAAUCAGUAUCCUCUGUCGGUAGCCUCAACCAAACUUCGUGCUGGCGGCCCUGUCAGAACUCGGUUUGCCCCAUCCCCUACCGGAAAUCUGCAUUUGGGUUCUAUGAGAACAGCACUCUUCAAUUUUCUGCUCGCAAAGGCUACUGGUGGUCAAUUUCUUUUACGGAUUGAAGACACGGAUACGGAUAGAACUGUUCCUGGGGCCGAAGAGCGUCUGUACCGAGAUCUAGAAUGGGCUGGUAUCCAAUGGGAUGAAGGUCCGAAAGUUGGUGGACCAUUUGCCCCAUACAGGCAGUCAGAACGAAAAGCGAUGUAUUGGGAACAUGCUCAAACACUCGUCGAGGCAGACUUAGGCUACAGAUGUUUCUGCUCAUCCAAAAGACUACACGAACUACGGGUUUAUCAGAGUAGCAAGGGCCUCCCACAGGCCUAUGAUGGAACUUGCAGACACAUUCCAAAGGAUCAAUCUGACGAGAAGGCAUCGAGGGGAGAAUCUCACGUGAUCAGAAUGAAAGUUCCAGAACAAUGGCCAGGCUUCCAGGAUGUAGUUUACGGUAAAAUCAGACCGACCUUGACUCGUAGCCCUCAAUCGGAAUUUAAGGAAUUUCAGGAUCCAAUCAUGGUAAAAUCGGAUGGAUUUCCAACCUAUCAUUUGGCAAACGUUGUGGACGAUCAUUUCAUGAAGAUCACACAUGUUGUUCGAGGAUCGGAAUGGAUCCCGUCAACUCAUAUGCAUGUCGCUAUGUAUAAAGCGUUUGGGUGGGAGCCGCCCACCUUUGCACAUGUUGGCCUCCUUUUGAAUAAAGAGCGAAAGAAGCUUAGCAAACGAGAUGGUGCUAUUGAUAUCAAAACCUAUCGAGAUGCAGGGUAUUUUCCAGAAACUAUAACAAACUUUGUCGCUCUUCUUGGAUGGUCACACGAUCGAUCCUACGAUGUAAUGGGUAUGCAGGAACUUAUAGACAAUGCAAGCAUGAAAUAUACCAGAGGUGACUCUGUGGUAACAUUUGAAAAGCUUAACUUCAUACAAAGAAAACACGCCGCAAGAUAUAAGGAAUUACGACGAUCAGAUGAACCUAUCCCGCCUUCUCAAGAUCUCAUAGAAUUAGCUGCAAAGCCAAUCCUCAAUCGUAUGAAAAUUCUUCCAGAAUUUGAAGAAUUAAUCUUCUACAACUGUGAGAACAACGAUGCCGCAAAGGAGAACUACAUCCUCGCUAUAAUCAGCGCUGGAAUUCAAAACUACACACUCCCCGAAACCUUCUACUCCAACCAUAAAUACUUUUUCGCAGCCCCCACAACUCUCGAUCUUGAAUCUAGAACCCCGCCCCACAAGCUCCACUCCGCUCCCGAGGGGGUAAUUUACCCUGUCCCCUCCGACUUCACCAAUUCCUUCGACGCUUUAUCCUCCAUUUCCCCUGAAAAUUGGAAUGCCCCUGAACUAAAAGGUUUUACUAACCUUGUCGUCGAUCAAGGAACCAUGUUGAGCACUGCUGAAUUCACUGCUAGCGGAAAACCAUACACCGAAGAUGCCCAAAAAGUUAUCAAGAAGAGUUGGAUGAAACUCGUGCAUGCGUAUCUUAGGUGGGCGAUUGCGGGAGGUCAGAGUGGACCGGAUACGGCGGAUAUUAUGGCGAUUUUGGGGAGGGAGGAGUCCCUUAGACGAUUAGGGGCUGCAAAAAAGAUUAUGGAGGAUCGUCUGAGGACGCUUGAGAAAGCUGAAGUUGUGUAGAAUUAAAAUAGUAGAUUGUUGAUAAAUGAUAGUAUACCGAAGACCGAACAAUUGAAAGUAUAAACAUAUCGAGGAUGACUAGUCACGAGUGUUGGCAAAAAAAUCAAAUAGAAUUUGUGGUGGGAAAUGUAUAGAUCAUAUCGAUGCCGUGAAUCAUAACUUCAUUUCUCCCCACUCUAAACUACUGUGGCCGGUGUAUAUUUUAGACCUUAAAACGCCAUCACAAACCCAUGCGCCAGAGCAAUGCUCACAAGAGCUUACCAAAUAUCAUGUGUCCUAAAUCCAUUAUUCCGCUGCUGGAACAGCUGGGACAAGUGGAGCAGCAGGAUCAGCUGCAGUCUUUGGCGCCGCGCCUAACCCGUUGAAAAGCUGCGCUUUGACCUCACCAGCCUUCAGGCCUGUCAUCUCUUCCCCGGCAAUCUUGCUACUGUCCUUGACAACCUUCACCAAUUGUUGAUCCAUUCCCCUACUCAACGAUGAUCCGGCAGUUGUUCUUCCAUUGCGACUAAUACCAGAACUGGCUUGUCGAAUCUUAGAGCUCAAAUCAAGCAUCUGCUUGCUGCUGUAUUCGCGGUUGGUAAACAAAGGACUUUGACUCAAUGUUUGAACCCAAUAUUUGUUCCACAAUAAUUCCAGAAGAUGUGAAUCUAAUGAACUCUUGAAAUGUGAGACUUCUAAAGAGUAGUAUCUGCUGCUGUGCGCACCAAAAUCCUCAAUCUUCGCCAGGGGGAUGGUUUGAUAUCCAUCACCAGAUCCUGCAUCCGUGGGCUUGUAAUUUUCGGGAUAAGUUCUGAAAGCCCCGAUUUCGACUUUUCCAGCAGAGAUGGUGCGAUCGGGAUCAAUAACCACAGCCAGGAAGGGAUCCGAAAACAUCUGUUGCGUGGCUUGUGUUCCAACAUCAAUACCACUCAACCAACAUCCAUAGCCUGGAUGACUAUGAUACCACCCCACCGCAUUCUCCAAUUUGCCCUGAUCUCUACAGUGUUGUAGAUACUCAACCAUGUAUUCGUUUGCCUCGUCCUGGGCAUUGACUCGAGUCUCUGUUCCCUCGACGGGUAGACGGAAUGCAUCCGUAACAAUGAUAGUAUCGCCUGCGAUCUUUCCUUGCAUCAGACCCAUCACUUCGAUAGAACCACCUGAUCGAGCGUGCAUGACCAUUUUUAAGAGGGCAACAGCGGAGAUCCGGACGUUUUUGAAAUGGUGAGGAUCGGUUUUCCAGGGCUUAGCAUCCUGAAUAGCCUUUUGUUCCUCCGGGUCGUAGGUGUAGAGGGCGUCGCGGUUGGGGUCCACGAGUUGGACAUUGUUGUCAAGCUCCCAGGUCUUGAAAGCGGUAUCCAUGAUUGAUGGAUAACGUCCCCUUGGAAGGAGUUUCAGUCGUAAGUAUUGGUCCUUUGUCGAAGUUGGUUAUGAUGAUUGAGAAGGCUUAAGGGCAGCCGGGUGACAAUGUUUCCAGUGAUCUAUUGUCCUGAUGAUGUAGGGUGGAGGUUGGAGAGCUUGGAUUAUUUAAGGAAUGUUAACUUAAUUUCCCACUGUAUUGCAGCCUUGUGAGCUAUGCUCGGUACUCAGAUGGCGUAUUAGAAGUAUUCACCCGACCUACUGUGGUAAGCUCGAUCUCUUUCC
This is a messenger RNA of Botrytis porri, 3504 nucleotides long. RefSeq lists its product as uncharacterized. Lineage: Eukaryota; Fungi; Ascomycota; Leotiomycetes; Helotiales; Sclerotiniaceae. Gene Ontology annotation, molecular function: ATP binding; glutamate-tRNA ligase activity; tRNA binding. The record is from RefSeq and is a predicted model, not a curated record. Bases 61 to 1884 code for a protein of 607 amino acids. The transcript has 7 exons. Gene Ontology annotation, biological process: glutamyl-tRNA aminoacylation.